UGCUCCCGUAGGAGUACUUCCAUCCAUCUAUCCAUCUCCUCCAACUAUAGUGUGUUCUGGUCCCGGAGCCAGAGGAAAAGUAGAGGGGAGAGGAAUUUAGGGGCAGAUUGAUAUAGGUACUCGGGGGGCAGUAACUGGCCAGAAGGGCUUCAAAGGACGACUGGUGAAAACGUGCUCUGGAUUCAGCAUGUUUUUCUCCUAAUGUUGACAUUGCGGUUCGCCUCUUGUCCAUAUAAACCUCGUUUAGUAAAGUUUGAGACACAUCAGAAGCGCAAUGGCUGACCCGCUGAGUUUCAUGCAUCAGUCUGAUCAGGGCUCCAGCAGCGAGCGGAGCGACGAUUCCCCGUCUGCCGUGUCUGAGGAUGACUCGAGCGGCAACAUCUCCCCGCCUGACCCAGACUGGACCGAAGAGAGGUUUCGAGUUGACCGCAAGAAGCUAGAAACUAUGUUACUGGCUGCCAAUGAGGAGAGGAUAAAUGGAGGAGAGGAUUUUUUUCAGAAGGUCAUGGAUGAAACCAACACUCAAAUCGCCUGGCCAUCUAAGUUAAAGAUUGGAGCCAAGUCCAAAAAAGAUCCACAUAUUAAGGUCAGUGGAAAGAGGGAAGAUGUGCGAGAAGCGAAAGAGAAAAUAAUGUCCGUUCUUGACACAAAGAGUAAUCGUGUGACUCUGAAAAUGGACGUAUCACACACAGAACACUCGCAUGUGAUCGGGAAAGGAGGAAAUAACAUCAAACGAGUGAUGGAAGAGACUGGCUGCCACAUACACUUCCCUGACUCUAACAGACACAGCCAGGGAGAGAAGAGUAACCAGGUGUCAAUAGCAGGGCAGCCGGCUGGAGUAGAGGCAGCGAGAAUUAAAAUAAGAGAGUUGUUGCCAUUGGUGCUGAUGUUUGAAUGUAGUGGGGUGGUACAGCAGGUGGACUGUAGCUCUCCGGUAGUUCAGCAUAUAUCCCACACUUACAACGUCUCCAUCUCCUUCAAACCGCCCUCUCGUCUCUAUGGCAACACUGCCAUUGUCCGCGGCAACCAGAACAAUGCUGAUGGUAUUAAGCGAGGAACAGCUUUGCUAUUGGAGCACCUCGCUGGGUCUUUUGCCGGCUCUGUUCUGGUUGGCACACAACUGGACAUCGCACCCCAGCACCAUCUCUUCCUGCAGGGUCGCAAUGGAGCCAACAUCAAACACAUUACCCAGUGCACAGGAGCCCACAUACACUUUCCUGACCUCAACACACACUCACACUCCCCCACGCACACUAGCCGCUCCGCAGUCUACAUACAGGGGAGCAUUGAUGCCGUAUGUGCAGCUAGACAGCAGCUCAUGGGCUGUCUGCCGCUGGUGUUGAUGUUCGAUAUUAAGGAGGAGAUGGAGGUGGCGUCUCAGGUCAUCACUCUUCUUAUGGAGCACCUAGACGUCUUCAUCAGUAUUAAACCAAAACCGAAACAACCCAGCAAGUCUGUGAUUGUGAAGAGUGUGGAAAGGAAUGCUGGUAGUAUGUAUGAGGUACGCAGGAUUCUGUUGGGGCUUGAGUCCAGCUGUGUUCCCUCCUCCAUUAGUCCUAUCGCUGUGAACGGACAUACUUCUGCCUCCCCUCCCUUGUUUGGCUCCGUUGGACAGGACCCUCUAGCCUCAGCUGGACUGAGGCUAAGCACUUUGGCUGAUCUUCUAAGGUCUUCAGUCAGCCCCGUUGCAAAUGGUUCCUCCAACCCAAACUCUGUCUUUAACGGACAGGGCUCUGUCUUAAACAUCCAGAAUGGAGCAUCAAACAACACACAGCACAUUCAUUCGCCCUCUCACACACCUGCUAAUUCACACACACAUUCACAUGCUUCUGUUCACACAGCGUCUCUUUGGCCUUGUGCCUUCAGUUCAACAGCUAACACAGCAGGGUUUUCCUCCAAUCUGAUGUUGCAGUCUGUGUCUCAGGCGACUCUUAGUGGUCUUCUUCUCUCUGGUGUCCAGAGUCAAACACACACACCAUCCCCUCCACCUGGACUUGCACCGAUACACAAACCAGCCAGCACCGAACAUCUCAAUGGACAUCUUGCCAGUUCUGUGUACAGUAGGAUCUCCUCUGUAUCGCUUAACCCCGCCCACUGUGACACUGCCCAGGAAGUUAUCGGACAUGCCCAAUCUGAAUCCAUUUCCAAUAAAUCAACAGAUGAAGGCUCUGAUACAUUUGUUGAAGUGGGCAUGCCCAGGAGCCCAUCUCAUUCAGCCAAUAGGAGUGAGCUAAAGCAGAUGCUGACUUCCUGCACAGCAUCCUCAGUGAAACGACAAACGGUGGAACUUCUGCAGAGAACCAAGAACUCACUUCUCCAUGUGGAGUGUGUGUUGGCAGAUUCCGAAUGUGAGAAUGCAGUCACUGAUAAAAGAGCACCAGGGAGUGAGAGAGCAGCAGAAAGAAGACUUGCACCACAUUUACAGGCUUUUGACUAUGAGAAAAAAAAGCUACUAGCCACUAAAGCCAUGUUAAAGAAGCCGGUUGUAACAGAGAUUCGGACCCCGACAAAUACCUGGAGUGGGUUGGGCUUCUCUAAAUCAUUGCCAGCAGAGUGCUUGAAAGAGCUGCACAGGGCGAACCGUGUGCCAUAUAAACCCAGCAUGUGCACGACAUAUGAGGACUCUCAUCUGUCUGUGUCACACUCUGGGAGUCGAGAAAGUUUGGGUAAUGGCACUGAAUGUGAUAAUUGGGGUGAUCGGAAUGGGAAUGUUAACAUCAAUGGGAACGGACUCUCAGGAAACUCUGAAUUUUCCCCUGCUGUCAGCAGCCCAAAGAGAAUCAAGAACAGAUCUAUAGGUGAACAGUAUCUCAGCAGCAGUAAUUAUAUGGACAGUAUCUUUAUGUUGGGUAGUAAUGGCUGCUCUCUCAGCUCAUCUCUUAAAGGAACAGACCUCCCUGAGCUUUUCAGCAAACUCGGUCUCGGCAAGUACACAGACAUCUUCCAGCAGCAGGAGAUUGAUCUGCAGACAUUCGUCACCCUGACAGAUCCAGACCUGAAGGAACUAGGAAUCGCGACAUUUGGUGCUCGCAGGAAAAUGUUACUUGCGAUCUCAGAGCUGAACAAGAGCAGGAGGAAGAUCUUUAACACACCCAACAUUCGCUCCUCCUUCCUAGAAGGCGGGGCCAGUGGACGGCUGUCGCGGCAGUUCCACGCAGACGUGGCGAGUGUCAGUGGUUGUUGGUGAUCUCAUAUCUUUACUUGCUCACAAGCAUCUAUCCUUUCCAUGACUUUUCCCCAGAGGUGAACCAGCGAUCCCUUACCUAAACUGGACUCUAGCUCUUAUUCUUACUGGACUCUAGUUGAUGUAAAAAGGCGAAAUGAGAUGCAGCGACGGAGCUUAAAAAUACGCAAAAGGGAAAUUAUUCAAUUUUGUUAGAGAAUGUGCCAAUAAUGUUGUCUUACAUUAAGUCUGGGUUAACAGGUAAAGCUCAGAGAUUAUAAACAAACCAUACUGUCAGUGGCAAGCACACUGCGGUAUUGGUGUCUAGCACUUUAAUCUGUAUACUCUGCUGUUUUUGCCUGUUGGUUGUAUGCAACUUUUGUUUUUUGGGGGGGGGUUGUAACUUCAGUUUUUCCAGUGCCAAACACAAGCACUUAUUCAGCUUGAAAUUUCCAGGUCACACUCAAAGAUCAGCUGCUUGGUAUUCACAACCAGGCGAUGCUUUUGUUGUUUACCGCUUUUGAUUGACUGUUGUACUCCUGUUCAGUGUUUCAAUACCCAUUGCAGUAUUGUUGUAUUUUAAAGACAUUUUAUUUCCUAGUUGAAUUAUGUUUUCAUAUUUUUGUUAAUUAUGUUAAUCUUUUUAAAGAGGUAUUAUCAGUUUGCUAUAUUUUUUUCAAUUUGGUAAAACUUUUCGAUUAAGAUCAUUUGUUUUUUUACUUCAAUAGAAGUUCGAGCAGUUAUCUCAAUCAAAUGUUAAUCCGUGUAGAUCCACUUUGUUGAAUGUGAAGAAUAGCAGUAAAAAAAAACAUUAAAUAUCGGUUCUUAAUUUGUUUAGAAAUCGGCUUCAUGAGUUGUAUUUACGUUUUACCUGUUGCACAAACAUCAGAUAUUAUCUGCAUUAGCUGCUAUAACUACAAAUGUAAUUGGGUCUAAAAUCUAAUCAUUUUGAUGUAGUUUUGGCGAGUCUUUGUCAGUGUGUGGGUGUCCGAAAAUGUGCAUGUGUAUCCUUCACUCAUUGCACAAAGUCAUUUAUAAAUUCAAGGGCUACCGUCAUUAAAACUAUUUUCAAUGUCUUUGAUUUUAAGUGUCAUUGAACAGGGAAAAAUAAUUCAUCGGUUUAUGUACUUUCAGUAGUUAUUUCAUUAGGGGUUUUUUUGUUUUUAAAACCAGAUUGUGUAUGUCAUCUUUGGAUGUAUUCAGAGUAAUCAAGGUUAUGCAGCCUUUUGUAUAAGGUUUGUAGUGCAUUCACGGUACAGGUUACAAAAAGAAUGUAAACCAUGUAGAAAAAGCAUUUAUUGUUAAAUACUAACACUUAUCAUAAGAAACCAUGCUAAUCUCUUUUAUAUGCAUAAAAAUAUGACGGUUUCUGAAGUAUUGCACAAAAAGUUUGCAGUAUUCUUGUAUUUUUGCUCAGUGAUGUUUGUAAUGUUUGUUGUUCAUCAAGUCCAAUGUAACACUCUUGUAUGGUUCAUGUGCAAAGUAUGGACUUUGAUUAUAAAUCCUCACAAUAGUGGAACCAAUGUAUAUGGUUACAUUUCUUAUAGAGCAGGGAAUCCUGUCAGUAUUUGUGAUCAAGAAUCAUUUUCUUGUUUUUGCAUCUGACAAAUCAUGUCUAUUCACUUUUCAAAGAGUUGUUCCCCACUUUUCACCUGAAAUUACUUCUGUUGCAAUAGUGUCUUUUUUUUUUUUUUUUUUUUUUGCUUAGGGAACAACUGUGUUGUUCUGUUUAUUGGUUGAGCUACCUUCCUGUUGAAGAAGAGCAUUAUGGGGGCAGUAAAAAAAAUUAUACCGAUGUGACUGGCAAUUGGAUCACAUUUAAAUCUUUGACAAAGGGAACAAUGUUCAUGUUUAUGCCUUUUAAGAAUGUUCUGUAAAUCCAAAUCAGUGUUGGCACUUAAGCCAUUUGCUGCCUGUGAUUAGUGUUGCCAGAGUAUUCCUAUCUGUAAGUAACAGAAAAAAGGGAAUAAAAACAAAAAUAUUUAAAAUGUUCACCACAGAUUUGUGGUAUUGUUUUAGAAAAUAAAAAUGUAUGC
Messenger RNA from Xyrauchen texanus (razorback sucker), 5199 nucleotides. Its product is annotated as protein bicaudal C homolog 1-B-like. Gene Ontology annotation, molecular function: RNA binding; protein binding. Gene Ontology annotation, cellular component: cytoplasm. NCBI's taxonomy places the organism in Eukaryota, Metazoa, Chordata, Actinopteri, Cypriniformes, Catostomidae. Bases 275 to 3187 code for a protein of 970 amino acids. The record is from RefSeq and is a predicted model, not a curated record. The transcript has 21 exons.